This is a messenger RNA of Synchiropus splendidus (mandarinfish), 946 nucleotides long. RefSeq names its product RAB30, member RAS oncogene family (gene rab30). The record is from RefSeq and is a predicted model, not a curated record. Bases 335 to 940 code for a protein of 201 amino acids. Gene Ontology annotation, cellular component: trans-Golgi network. Gene Ontology annotation, biological process: Rab protein signal transduction. The transcript is spliced from 5 exons. Gene Ontology annotation, molecular function: GTPase activity; GTP binding. NCBI's taxonomy places the organism in Eukaryota, Metazoa, Chordata, Actinopteri, Syngnathiformes, Callionymidae.
GACUGGCACCACUGGAUUCAUCCUGUCGUGACGUCAGCGAUGUGGCGACCUCAUGCCGUUGAUGCCUCGUGUUUCUUCGUCAGUUCGAAUGCCGUGGAUCGAGUUAUUCACUAAAUGACGCUGAUUUCAGUCACCUGCACCCACAACUAACGGCCGGAAGAAGGCGACUGAAUCGGAGGAUGUUGUUGUUCGUACGUCUUCACGACGCGCGCUCCCGCGCGCGCGCACGCGGCAUGCCCUGCCCAGCUCCGGAGGUUCUGAGCAGCUCGCCACCGAUGCGGCCCAAGUAGAGGCGGUUCCGGGGACGGCCCCGGCUUCUCUGCCCAGCGUGAGCAUGGAGGACUAUGACUACCUGUUCAAAAUCGUUCUGAUCGGGAACGCCGGCGUGGGGAAGACGUGCCUGGUCCGCCGCUUCACUCAGGGGCUGUUCCCUCCCGGACAGGGGGCGACCAUCGGAGUGGACUUCAUGAUCAAGACGGUGGAGAUCAGGGGGCAGAAGGUCAAGCUGCAGAUCUGGGACACGGCCGGCCAGGAGCGCUUCCGCUCCAUCACUCAGAGUUACUACCGCAGUGCCAACGCCCUGAUCCUCACCUACGACAUCACCUGCGAGGACUCCUUCAGGUGCCUUCCUGAGUGGCUGAGGGAGAUCGAGCAGUACGCCAACAACCAGGUGGUGACUAUAUUAGUCGGUAACAAAAUCGAUCUGGCAGAGAAGAGGGAGGUUCUUCGACAGCGGGCCGAAGACUUUGCCGACUCCCAGAGCAUGCUGUACCUGGAGACCUCGGCCAAAGAGUCGGACAACGUGGAGAAGCUCUUCCUGGACCUGGCCGGCCAGCUGAUCCGCGAGGCCAAGCAGAAUAGGCUGGACAACAGUGACACUGCCCCCAUGCCUGGCGAGGGUAAAGCCAUCAACUACCUGAGCUGCUGCAGCAUCAACUGACUGGCC